Oryza brachyantha (malo sina) is the source of this 773-nucleotide messenger RNA. RefSeq lists its product as uncharacterized. The transcript has 2 exons. The record is from RefSeq and is a predicted model, not a curated record. Lineage: Eukaryota; Viridiplantae; Streptophyta; Magnoliopsida; Poales; Poaceae. Bases 124 to 606 code for a protein of 160 amino acids.
CACAGCCACCACCCACCAGCCCUCCCCGGGUCGGCCAAUCCAUGGACGCCGCGGCCAAAGUGCUCUACUUUUCGUCGUCUUCGCGAUCUCCAUCGCCGAUCGAUCGAGCACGUACGUGCAACCAUGGCGGGCGGCUCAGGGAGCAACGGCGGGAGAACGAGGAACGGCGCCGCGGCGUCGACGGAGGCGGCGAGCGGCGGCACGGCCACCACCGUCGCGGCCCUCGUCGUCCUCCUCGCCGUGGCCUCGCUCCUCGUGCUCCUGCUGUCGCCGACGCCGGUGGCGAUGCGCGCCGACGGCGACGGCGUCGGCGUCCCCCACGAGCCGGUGGAGCUGGCCUUCGGCCUGGCCGGGCACGAGAGCUGGCUCGACGCCGUCCGCGCCUGGGCGAAGCUGGCGCUGCUGAAGCUCCGGCCGCCGGAGCCGCGGUACGAUCUGCGGAGCCCGGCGUCGGUGAAGAAGGCGGCCAGGGAGAGCCUGGAGAUGGGCAAGCAGGCGGUGGAGCACGCCGCGGAGUCGGCGGCGGAGACGCUGGGGAAGACCACGGUGAAGCUCAAGAGGAAGGUGUCGCCGCCGCCGGGGCGGCACCUCGACGGAGACCUGUGACGUCAGCAACGAGAAACAACAAAUUCUGUACACGUCUCCUUUUCCUUCGCAUAAGUGUAACGUGUUGAAGUGUGAUCUACCAAAUUUUGUGUUUCUGUAUCUCUUAUACCGAAUGCAAUGCAUAUUCUCGGGCAAAGAGAGUGUCCACGUGGCACAGUUUGGAUGGA